AUGGAGAUUAUUGAGGAACCACUCAAGGAAUCAGGAAUUUCAAUUGAUCUACAAGAAAGAUAUGGACGUUGGAAGAAAAAUACAAAACUACUAUACGAUUAUUUAAACACGAACACUUCAAAAUGGCCUUCCCUGACGUGCCAAUUUUUCCCUGACUUGGAUACUACCACUGAUACACAUCGUAUUUUAUUGUCAUCAUUUACCUCAUCACAAUUACCUGAAGAUGAAGCGAUAUAUAUUUCAACAAUAUCGACUUCAAAACACUUAAAUUGGGCUUCAUUGAAUAAUUUUGAUAUCGAUACCAUGGAAUUCAAGCCCGAUAAUUCGACCAAAUUCCCUUCUAAACAUUUGACUACAGAUAUCACUAUAAAGUUUCCAAACGGUGAUUGUAACAGUGCGACGUUUCUGCCUCAGAAUCCUGAUUUGAUUGCUGGUGCAUCAUCAGACGGUUCCAUAUAUAUAUUCAACAGAACAAAGCAUGGUAGUCGUAAACUUAGACAAGUACAGGAUUCUCAACUACUAUAUGAAGCACGUUUCAAUUCAAGAGGUAACUUGGUGGAUGACAUUUCUGAACCCAAUGAGGUUCUCUCCAUCGAUUGGAAUAAGCAGAAAGAAGGAGAACUUCUGUCGUCUUAUUCUAAUGGCGAUAUAAAAAUAUGGGAUAUGAAAACAUAUACAAUGAAAAACGCUGAUAUUUCUAAUACAGUUCUAAGUUUUAAUUUUGAUGCUAUGGGUACCAACUGCGUGAGCUGGAUGCCUUCCCAUGAAUCUCUUUUUGCUGCCGCAGGUGAAAGUAAUAUAAUGUCAAUAUUGGAUACUAGAAAGAAAGACCUCGAAAUAAAUAAAAUCAAUAUGAAACACCAUUCUCAAGGGAUAAACUCUUGUAGAUUUAACAUAUUUAACAGUAUGUUAUUAGCAAGUGCAGAUGGGAACGGACGUGUCAAUAUCUGGGAUAUAAGACAACUGGAUCAGGAACCAGUUUCAACAUUUGAACAUGGCUCCUCUAUUUCAGCGAUAGAAUGGAAUCCGAACCUUGAAACAAUACUAGCUACUGCAGGACAGGAGGAUGGCCUGGUUAAAAUAUGGGAUACAUCGAACAGUGAACCUAUAUUUGUCCAUGGAGGUCAUAUGCUUGGUGUCAAUGACGUAGCUUGGAAUGCCCACGAUCCAUGGUUAAUGUGCAGCGUUGCAAAUGACAAUACAACUCACAUAUGGAAACCUGCUCGUAGUAUAGUAGACGAUGCUUAA
Messenger RNA from Maudiozyma barnettii, 1248 nucleotides. It is a transcript of the gene MSI1, whose product is annotated as Msi1p. Gene Ontology annotation, biological process: regulation of gene expression. The record is from RefSeq and is a predicted model, not a curated record. Bases 1 to 1248 code for a protein of 415 amino acids. The transcript has a single exon. Gene Ontology annotation, molecular function: histone binding. Lineage: Eukaryota; Fungi; Ascomycota; Saccharomycetes; Saccharomycetales; Saccharomycetaceae. Gene Ontology annotation, cellular component: cytoplasm; Rpd3L complex; nucleus.